AUGCGUGUUCUCCUCCUCCUAGACGUUCAAGUCGCUCUCCUUGCUGAUCCGCCAGCAGGUGUCCCUUCGUCGAUAUCCAUCCGCAGAAAUAUCGAACAAAUAUUGAAUUCAGCUCGUACCGCACAUCCGCCACCGAUGAUAAUUCACGUUCGAAAUACGGGAGAUGCAGGAGACGCUGAUGAACCAAAUACUCCGGGCUGGGAGCUCCUGUACGCGCCGCUUCCACAGGAGCACGUUAUUGAUAAGUUGAAGAACAACGCUUUCACCGGCACAGAGUUGGGUGACCUUAUCCAUCCGCAUGCCGAGAUAGUGAUCAUAGGUUUACUUUCGGAUUUCGCACUCAAAUCGACUUGUAGCGCUGCUGUGGCUCGUGGCAACGAGGUGCUGUUGAUACGGGGUGCCCACGGGACGUAUGACCGUCUAGAGGUACUAUAUGGGGGAGGAAUGACGCCAGCAGCUGCCAUUGAGGCAGCGGUCGAGGUCGAAUUGGAAGACGCUGGUGCACAUAUCCUGGAUAUGAAAGAUCUUCAGGGCAUCUUCAACAAUCGGUAG
Molecule: messenger RNA, 552 nt
Organism: Desarmillaria tabescens
Lineage: Eukaryota; Fungi; Basidiomycota; Agaricomycetes; Agaricales; Physalacriaceae
Product: Isochorismatase-like protein
Exons: 2
Coding region: 1-552 (183 amino acids)
Source: RefSeq, a predicted model, not a curated record